Dicentrarchus labrax (European seabass) is the source of this 5074-nucleotide messenger RNA. RefSeq names its product aftiphilin b (gene aftphb). Gene Ontology annotation, molecular function: clathrin binding. The record is from RefSeq and is a predicted model, not a curated record. Bases 209 to 2332 code for a protein of 707 amino acids. Gene Ontology annotation, biological process: intracellular transport. The transcript has 7 exons. NCBI's taxonomy places the organism in Eukaryota, Metazoa, Chordata, Actinopteri, Moronidae. Gene Ontology annotation, cellular component: trans-Golgi network membrane; AP-1 adaptor complex.
UACACAAGUCUUCGCGAUGGUUUACGGUAAUUACAGGACAUCGAAACUUGUACAGAGUGAGAGGUCUUCGCUUUGUACAUGUCCCAUUGAGGGAGAGCGAUGACAGAGGAUGGGAGCAAAGCUGCGGCACUGAUAGAGGAGAAGUGACGAGAAGGCAAAGUGAAUGAGUGUUGGUGCAUGAGGCCUUCAGGUCCUGCUAAUAUAACCCAUGGAGCCAGACAUCAUGCCCUUGCAUGCCUCCUCCCCCCCUCCACUGGAUGAUGAUGGAGAUGGGGAGGCGGGAUCAGAGGAGGACGAGUUUGGGGACUUUGGGGGAUUCUCUCUCGGGGUGUCUUGCUCGCCUCCUGGCUUUGCUGAUUCUACUGAUUCAUCAUCCAGCCUGGGACAGCCUUCUUCCAACAUAAAGCCAGCCGCCCAUCCAUUCAACUGCAGCUUUAAUAACCCAAUUAAACAAUCCCAACCCCCAUCCACUGUGAACUCGGAGUCUGGCAGGGGCCAAAAAGAUGUUGGAGGACAGGAUUAUAACACUGAAUCACGUGUGCACCUCACAAAUGGCUAUUCUGAAAGAGACCACCACUCUGGGACCCACAUAGCCUCUGCAGUGGGUGCGUGCUCUCCUAGGGAAGAGACAGGGUUUGCUGAUUUCACUGUGUUUACAGAGCAGGCAGCACAUCCCUGGUGCUGUGGCUUCACUCCCUUGGGCAGCACAGAGCAAUGGGAUGGCACAGCGGUAGGAAAAAACUCUUCCAACAGACUGGGUGAACAAAUUUGUGACCCAGGACAGGAGGUUAUUAUGGACUCUGAGCCCAGACCUCAUUCUGCAGACAAGGCGAAAGAAAAAGUUUGCACUAUGGUCAAGCACUGUGAGAAAAGAGAUGCAGCACUUGUGCUACCAUCUCAGGACCACCAUCAGCCUCAGGAAGCUGCAGCAGCUUUGGAUUUUCCAUCUGAGGAGCCUCAUUCUGGGGAGGAAGAGUCAGGCAAGCCCGGGGACAGCCAGAGGGGACGGACGCAUAGUUUUAACUCUUUACAAUCCAUGGAGGUGCAGGAGGAUGGGAAGGCAGAAGAAGGCAUAGAUGAUCAAGAAAAGAGCAUUUCUAUUAACCCCCAGUCAUUCAGUAUGUAUGAGUCUGCUUCAGAGGACCUGGCAUCCUUCUGUGAGGAUUUGUCAUUUGAGGGUCCCUCUUUGGAUUUGGAACCAAACGUUUCAUCUCUUGCUUCGGGGGAUCAGACUGACUGGGACCAGACUGAUGACGAAGAAGAAGAGGUGGGAAACUACAGUAAUUCUGACUCUUUUGUCAACAACAGCGUGGAAAAUCUCCCACAGUCUAAGGCAGAGAAGGGUUUUCAUUAUUGCGACCAAUCUGCGACUCAGGAAACUUCUGCUACCUCCAACCAAUCACAAUCAGGAACACAUACAGAAGACAAUUUUGCAGACUUCAAAGACUGUAGUUUUGAGCAUCAAAGGGACCAAGGACAUGUCCAAACAGCUGAUGAAGGAGUGCAGAGUCUAGGAAACCUCCCACCGAGUGACAGCUUUGCAGAUUUCUGCUCAGCGCCCAUGCAGGAGGAUGGAGAUGGGUCGUGGGCGGAGUUUAAGGUCCAGAGGGCUCAGGAGGAGGGAGGAACUUGGACACAGUUCAGAGAGCAAGUCAGCAGCCUGCAGACUGAUGGGAGCACUCAGGAGGAGACGGACAGGCCAGGGCAGGAUGGGGUUUCCAGGAGGAACAGCUGUCAGGCGUCACUUUCUUGCCGUGUCCAGCAGCUACUCCUGGCCAGUUUUCCAGAGGGAGAGGUCCCAGCUGCGGAGGGUGAGGAGGAGGUGCUCAGCCUCGGUGCUCUGCUUCACGCCCGACACCUCACUGAGAGUGAGGAGGAGGAGGAGGAGGAGAUACCAGAACUCUGUCCCGGAUCUCAGUGGAUUCAACAGGGGAUUUGGUGGCCACCUCAGGACCUCCACAGUGCAGUUGGCCUCAAGUUUCAGUGGGGAGGUUCUCAUACAAACAGGACUCUGCUCAGGUGCCUUGGCGUGGACACAAGGAAUAUUGUUUUCAUUGGCAUGAAGAAGCAGCCAGUGGCUGUACCUGCUUUUGCAUCCAACCUGGGAAUGCUAGAGCCCACCAAAGACUCUGUGUCUGCUGUCUGUUCUCCGGGACACACAACGGUCACAGCACAAGCUCCUCCAGUACCCAGGGACACAACGGACCCCUCAACAGAUUCAAUGCAGGAGGCGCUCCCCUCCAGCCAGCUGGACUGGAGCCGCCACGGCCUUAGCAGCUCUCAGGACGGUACGUCCCCUCGCCGAGCCCCUCACUUCUGGGGCCGGAAGUAGACUACAGUAUCAGCCAUCCCCUACCUGGCUUCUUCUAAUAAACCAAAACUUUUGAGUGUUUACUCUGGGCGUACUCCUCUGGACUCCUCCUCACUUCCUCCAGGGCAUGUUCUGCUUCUUUUAAUUUACACUGUGUUUCCCCUCUAUUCAUGCAGCAGUAGUGGGUGACCACAACAUUUCAUCAUUUAAAUGAAUUUCCGCUCAUGAUGAACACAGAAUAGAAAUCAUGUUGUUGUCAUUAUGAUUUGUCCAAACAAGAAAACUUUUGGAGAUAUAACUUCACACAGACCCAAAACUGGGACUCAAACAGAAACAUUAGUCACAAUUAUUCCAGAACAAUAAAAGGGGAAACACUGUACUGGCUUCCCUUUUCUUCCCUCUCAGCUACUCUAGUGUCUACUUUUACCUGCUGCCAGCUUUUACAAAGAAUGUAUCUUCAGUAUUUAUCAGUCCCUUUUGUUAUUGGGAAACACUGUAGUGUCCAUCUUGAAGGGGGUAUCACUCGAUAUGGGUAAAGGCUACUGAAAACAAGAUGUGCAUACUGUUAUUUUUCAACAUGAUGAUUCUGAUAACAAAUCUGAGGGCAAUGCUAAAGUAAUAUCACAUUUGAAAAGCAUUCAAUACGAAACUAAAUAACUAUCAACUCAUGGAGCAUGGUCAUAACAUGUGCCUUGUUGAUGUAAUGGAUGUGUUUACUUAAAGCAUUUUAAUUUAAUUUAUUGGUGGCCACUGUGGAGGUUAAACUCUUCCAGUGUUAAUACUCUCUACUGUGUGCCAUUUGCUCAGUGCAUGGCUGUAUUACACACUUAGACUUAAACUAUGAAUCUAACAGCAUCAUCCAGUUUUUGGCUUUAUUUCACACUGAGGUCUCUUUAUAUUUAGAUGGAAACUAUUUAUUUCUUCAUAUUUGCACGUAAAGGAUUUCUUUGCAUUUAAUAAAGAAAACAAAGGCAAAAAUAUUCUAAUUUGAUUUAAUCAGAGUCAGUAGGGUUUAGAUCAGUAUUUGACCAGAAAAGAUUUAUCAUAAAACUUGAAUUUCAAAAAGGAUUGUUACAAUUAUGUAGGAAAUCACUGUACAUGGAGUGUGUUAUAUAUAAUUCAUGGAGAUAAUAAAGCUUUAUAUAUGGAUUUGUUAGUCAAUGAGAGAUGGUUGAGUCUAACUAGAUCCAAUACAACACACACACAAGAAAGACCAGAAAAUAUGCAAAUCCAUAAAUAAGAUUGUGUUUGUUUGGCUUGUAAGUGGAGAAGUUAAUGAUCAGACUUUGCAUUUCAGGACAGUGAUAGACAAAAAACUUUGCAGUACAUUUUGCGGCUGCGUGUGAGUCGCAAGAAAUUUUUUAAGGAAUAAAAACUUUGCAAACUACCUACUAUACCGUAGGAACUGUUUGUUUGACUGUUAGUGCCAUAUUUGAUAUUGCACUCUUGAAUUGUCAGCAUGCUGACAUGUCUCUGGUUUGUGGCAUUGCAAGCUGGAAGGAGUUGAGCAGCUGAUAAACUACAUUAAGAGUCAUAAACUCUACCAGUAAUUUCCUAUAAGACACCUAGAUGAAUUGAGUCCACAGGUAAAGACAACAUUUAGAUUCAAGAGAAGCCCCCUUCCUCCAGUGUUAAUAAACCUUAUGUUCUGUGUUUGACAAGAUUGUUUUUGUUUAGUUUUGAAUUUUACUCAUUUUCAGUGAUUAGAUGUCAUCAAGUAAUUAAUAACAAGCAUGACAGCGGAGUAGUGUUGUAAUAGUAAAGUACGCACAGCAGAGGGCAGUGUAUUCUCUGUGGGUGGCGCAGCAAAAGGGUCAAAACACAUUUGGUGUAUUUACUGUAUUUACAAAUUGACAAAAGAAUUUCAUUAAUUUAAAAUCAAACCAUGCAAUCACUCAUACUAAAAGACUAAAGAUAUGCACUUAAUGUAUAUAAAAAUACUAUUAUAUUUAUUAUUUUUUCAUGUGGUUGGUUAUAUGAAAUCUGAGGUUUUGAUAUGAUUAGAUCAUAAACAUGUUGGGGGGUUAUUGUCUUAAUAGAAAGAAAUUAUGUAUCUUAGACAUGAUUUCACAAUUAAAACAUGAGAAAAAUGAAAACAGAGCCAAACGUAAGACUGCAGUAGUGAUUACUGCUGUCACCUUAUGCUGCUUUUACUGUUUACUCCCUGUGCACUGAUUCAUAUACUGUAUGAGCAUGCUGAAUAGGAUAGAGGAGUGUUUAUUUCCAAAGUUUGAGAAAGAAAAGUCCAGUUGUCAGUAUUUAAUUGCCAAUCAAACAACUUUCUGUAACUGCAGUUACAGUAUUUCAUGAUGAGUUGUGCCUUUAUGCCAGCAGUUGUUUUCUAAAACGUUUUCAAAUGGUGAAAUUCUCUUUGGACCUAUAGUCUGUUGUUGUUUUUUCUUCAGGUUUACUGCUCAAAUCCAGACUCAGUGCACUGCAAUAAGGACUUAAAUAAAUAAGUUGAUAAAUCAGUCGAUCCUUUCUGCUCGGUUUUGCCUGUCUUUCCCCAGCUUUCUUCUCUUGUUGGGAGCUGCAUCACUUUUCUCUGCUGAAUGCAAAGUGUUCAAACACCUUGUUGUAAAGGAUAUAAACUGUUUAGAUAUCCUAGACAAUGCUGAGUCUGAAGGUGGUGUAAUUGAAGCCUAGUCUAGUUUAGGACAGCAAACAUUUCUGAUGACAGGUGACUAAAUAAUUGUUAAAUGUUAAGCAACAUCUCAAACAAUUAAAAGGUUCUUAUUAAACUUUCAUAACAACUAAAUCAAA